AUGGAUACAGAUAAAAGACACUUCGCCGCACUCAUUUUGGCAAGAGGAGGAAGCAAAGGGAUACCACUAAAAAAUAUCAAAAUCCUGGCUGGCCAGCCAUUACUUUCGUGGUCGCUUCGGGCUGCCAUUGACUCUAAAUGUUUUGAUAGUGUAUGGGUUUCCACCGACCAUGACGAGAUUGCUCGCGUCGCUACUGAAUGGGGAGGGCAGGUUCACCGCAGGUCUGCCGAUGUGUCGCGGGACUCGUCGUCAUCUCUGGAUACCAUUAAGGAGUUCGCGCUACACCACCCCGAGGUCGAUGUCAUAGGUUUGGUACAAUGCACUUCCCCUAUCACGCACCCAUGGAUGCUACAAGAACCGUCAGCAAUGAUGCGUGAACGUGGGUUCGAUUCCGUUUUCUCUGUGACCAGGAAGCAUCUUUUCAGAUGGAAACCGUCGCCGAAUACGGCAGGCGAGUUGGUAGGUGCUGAUAACUUAGACCCUAAUAACCGACCGAGGCGUCAGGACUGGGACGGAGAACUUUAUGAAAACGGACAAUUUUAUAUGUUCAGCCGCCAGCUGCUUGAUCAGGGUUUGUUACAAGGCGGAAAGGUUGGUUACUUCGAAGUCGGACCGGAAUACAGCGUUGAUAUUGACAGUGAAAUCGAUUGGCCAAUUGCCGAGCAACGUGUCACUAAGUAUGGCUAUUUCGGCGUGGAGAGUAAGAAAGAUAUUAAGAUGGUGGUUUUCGACGUCGAUGGCGUGAUCACCGACAACCAAGUUCACAUAAACGAGAAGGGAGAAGAAUUUCGUUCGUACAACCGCUGCGACUUGGAAGGAGUUAAGCAAUUGAAAGAAACCGGAAUCAUCGUACGCCUGCUAUCCCAAGACACCAGCAUGGCCGACAUGAAGCUCAUCAACGAGAAGAUGGGGUGCUUGCUGGAAAAUGGAGCCAAGAACAAGUGUAGUGUUCUCGGCAAGUGGGUGGAUGAGCUCGGGCUCGAGUGGUCGCAGGUCGCGUACAUGGGCAACGAUAUCAGCGACGUGCCGGCGAUGAGAAAAUGUGGACUCAGCGCAGCGCCCGCAGACGCCCGAACAGAAGCACGAUAUGCUGCCCGGUUCAAUGCGACAGAUCGUGGCGGCCGCGGAGCUGUCCGGCAGUUGUGUGACCACAUAAUGCAUCUGAUUUCCACCAAAUAA
Messenger RNA from Saccoglossus kowalevskii, 1179 nucleotides. RefSeq names its product N-acylneuraminate cytidylyltransferase-like. NCBI's taxonomy places the organism in Eukaryota, Metazoa, Hemichordata, Enteropneusta, Harrimaniidae. Gene Ontology annotation, molecular function: N-acylneuraminate cytidylyltransferase activity; hydrolase activity, acting on ester bonds. The record is from RefSeq and is a predicted model, not a curated record.